Messenger RNA from Glycine soja, 1542 nucleotides. RefSeq names its product pentatricopeptide repeat-containing protein At2g13600-like. The record is from RefSeq and is a predicted model, not a curated record. The coding region runs from base 1 to 1542 and encodes 513 amino acids. Gene Ontology annotation, biological process: RNA modification. NCBI's taxonomy places the organism in Eukaryota, Viridiplantae, Streptophyta, Magnoliopsida, Fabales, Fabaceae. Gene Ontology annotation, molecular function: RNA binding; protein binding. The transcript has a single exon.
AUGUACGUCAAAAUUGGAGAUCUUCAUUCGGGCCUCAAAGUGUUUGAGGAAAUGCCCCAGAGGAAUGUGGUGUCCUGGUCUGCUGUGAUGGCCGGUUGCGUCCAAAAUGGCUGUGCUUCGGAGGCUCUUUGGUUAUUCAGCCGUAUGCAACAGGAGGGGGUUACAAAACCAAAUGAGUUCACAUUUGUUAGUGCUCUCCAGGCCUGCUCUUUAACUGAGACCGAGAAUGUGACUCUAGCUUACCAAAUUUAUUCAUUAGUUGUGCGGUCAGGACAUAUGUCUAAUAUCUUCUUACUCAAUGCCUUUUUGACAGCCCUAGUCAGGAAUGGCAGAUUGGCGGAAGCCUUUCAAGUUUUUCAGACAAGUCCAGGCAAGGACAUUGUGUCAUGGAAUACCAUGAUAGGGGGUUACUUGCAGUUUUCUUGUGGCCAGAUUCCUGAAUUUUGGUGUUGCAUGAACCGUGAGGGUAUGAAACCUGAUAACUUCACAUUUGCUACCUCCCUCACUGGGUUGGCUGCUCUGUCUCAUCUUCAAAUGGGAACUCAAGUUCAUGCACACCUUGUCAAAAGUGGUUAUGGGGAUGACCUUUGUGUGGGGAACUCACUGGCUGAUAUGUAUAUAAAAAAUCAUAGGUUGGACGAGGCUUUCAGAGCUUUUGAUGAGAUGACUAACAAAGAUGUGUGCUCUUGGUCCCAGAUGGCUGCCGGAUGUUUACACUGCGGGGAACCAAGAAAGGCACUUGCAGUCAUUGCACAGAUGAAGAAGAUGGGUGUAAAGCCAAACAAAUUUACCUUGGCAACUGCUCUAAAUGCUUGUGCGAGUUUGGCUUCACUAGAGGAAGGGAAACAGUUUCAUGGCUUGAGGAUCAAACUUGAAGGGGACAUAGACAUAGAUGUCUGUGUAGAUAAUGCACUUCUGGAUAUGUAUGCAAAAUGUGGAUGUAUGGAUAGUGCAUGGGGUCUUUUUCGAUCAAUGAACUGCUGCCGUUCUGUCAUCUCAUGGACAACAAUGAUAAUGGCAUGUGCACAGAAUGGUCAAUCCAGAGAAGCUCUUCAAAUUUUUGAUGAAAUGAGGGAGACGAGUGUAGUGCCAAAUCACAUCACCUACGUGUGUGUUCUUUAUGCAUGUAGUCAAGGUGGGUUUGUUGAUGAAGGGUGGAAGUACUUUUCCUCUAUGACUAAAGACUGUGGAAUCUUCCCUGGAGAAGAUCACUAUGCUUGUAUGGUGAAUAUUCUUGGCAGGGCUGGACUUAUUAAAGAAGCUAAGGAGUUAAUCCUAAGAAUGCCGUUUCAGCCGGGUGCGCUAGUUUGGCAAACAUUGCUCAGUGCUUGUCAGCUUCACGGGGAUGUGGAAACUGGGAAACUUGCAGCAGAACGUGCCAUACGACGAGACCAAAAAGACCCGUCAACCUAUUUGUUAUUGUCUAACAUGUUUGCUGAAUUUAGCAAUUGGGAUGGCGUGGUGAUUCUGAGGGAACUAAUGGAGACAAGGGAUGUACAGAAAUUACCAGGAUCCAGUUGGAUUGAAAUCGAAAAGAUUUAA